AGUCGACCAAAGACAAAUUAAAAGGAAGAAAAUAUAACGAUACUACGCCAGAUGUUUUACCUUCGGCCAAGGGAGAUUUAGAAUACAUUGUACCAAUGAAAAUUAGCCAAAAUCAAUACGAAGAUCCACCCGAUCCAUCUACAACAUCAAAAAGACAUCACAGUGGACAUUUUCGACAUUCUACAGCAAGAGUAUGGGAUCCACAUCCACAAUACGAAUUUACAGCUUUUGGAAAAUUCUUUCGUUUGAGGCUUGCUCACGAUUCAAGUUUUAUAUCACCGGAUAUAAAGGUAACACAUAUAAGUGCAAACACAAGUAGAAAAGUGCAUCCUGGUCAUCAGUUGGAUUGUUUCUAUAGUGGAUACAUCGAUGGGGAUCCUAAUUCUAUAGUCACCGUUAAUCUUUGUCAUGGAAUGACGGGCCACAUGAGAACUUCCAGCGGAAGUUACUUCAUUAAACCUACCGAGCAUUGGCGCGACAACGAGAAAGACUCAAUAAUGGCAUCCUCAUUGCAACAUGCUAUCUACCGGGUGCCUCCUGUCACCGAGUCAACAUCAUCCAACGACAUUGACGAGGAUCCUCCUGUUGGUGUUCGUAACUGUGCUGUCAUUGAUUACAAUACAGAUGAGGAGGCACCAAUUUUAUUAAGGGACGACAAUUCAGGAGAAAAGAUUUACGUUGGUGAUCGUCCAAGAGAACGUAGAUCGUUAACGGUGAAAACGUCGAUGGAUUAUUUUAAAGAGGAUUACGAUGGUGAUGGUGGUGGUGGUGGUGGUGAUGGUGUUAGUAGGAGUAGGAAGAUCAGGAGAGAGGAAAAUUACGCGGAAGAGGAAUUCACGCAAUUCGUCGGUCACAGGGAACAUCGUAAUUCUCUUCGGGACAGCCGGUAUUACUCCGUCGAGCGCAGACGAAAUUAUCCUAAGGAGGGAUAUCUCCAGGACUCGGAAAUGGAAUCUGAUCCUUUCGUGGCUUGGAGACCGCAACGUGCAUUACCGCGAGAAUAUUUUAUCGAGAUUAUGGUAGUAGCGGAUGAGAAGAUGGCCGAGUAUCACGGCGAGAAUCUGGAUAGUUACAUUUUAGUAUUGAUGAGCACGGUUUCCCGAAUUUACAAGGACCGAUCAAUUGGAAAUCCUGUUAGCAUAUUCGUAACAAAAAUUGUACACGCUGACAAAGUGUUUGGAAAAAGUUAUGACGAUAAUUAUGAGGUAACUGCUAUAGACAUGUUGAAUCAAUUUUGUCGUUGGCAAAAAAUUAACAAUCCCGAUGAACCAUCACCAGAACAUCACGAUGUGGCAUUACUUCUUACCAGACAUAACCUGUGCCUUAAUCCUGGAGGAAUACGUUGCGAUACACUUGGUCUUGCCGAAUUAGGCAAAAUGUGUUCCCCAGAUGCGUCCUGUGCAAUCGUACAAGACAAUGGUUUGGCUGCAGCGUUCACUAUAGCUCACGAAAUCGGUCAUGUUUUAAACAUGCCGCACGAUGACGAUUCCAAAUGCGACGAAUUUCGUAAUCAUUCGAGAAUACACAAAGUCAUGUUCAGGAUGCUGGACGAUGAAACCUUUCCUUGGGAAUGGUCUAGAUGUUCACGUCAUUACGUUACAGAAUUUCUCGAAACAGAUCGUGCCAACUGUCUAUUGGAUGAACCCAGCAAGAGUAUACAAAAACCAGACGCAGCACGACUACCGGGAAUUGAUUAUUCACAAAACAAACAAUGCGAAUUGGUAUUCGGUCUAGGAUCGAAGAUUUGCCAUGACAUGUCAGUGUGCAGGACACUAUGGUGUACCGUUCCAAUGUGGGACGACCUGUGUCACACAGAACACACACCCUGGGCAGAUGGUACAAGCUGUGGUAGAGGAAAAUGGUGUCAACGUGGUGAAUGCGUAUCGAAAAUGGAUUUAAAUCCUGUUGACGGAGAAUGGGGUCCAUGGGGUCCUUACGGGGAAUGUUCACGCACCUGUAGCGGUGGAAUUAAGAAAAGAUAUCGGGAAUGUGAUAAUCCACCACCACAAAAUGGUGGAAAUUAUUGCGUGGGUGAACAAGUCAAUUACGAAAGUUGUGGAACUAAGGAAUGUCCACCUGGUAGUCCAGAUUUUAGGGAACAACAGUGUCAGGAAUUCAACAACAACAAUCUUAACAUCCCUAAUCUAGCGAGGGAUGUAAUUUGGCACGCGAAAUACGCUCGGAUACAACCGGAAGAUCGUUGCAAAUUGUAUUGUCAAGUAGAGGGCAAUCAGUAUUACAUGCUUCGCGAUAAAGUGAUCGACGGUACGCCCUGCGGACCGGACACGUUUCAUCUCUGCGUGAACGGUCGUUGCAAACCCGCAGGAUGCGAUAACAUUUUAGAUUCGACAGCAGAACUCGACACAUGCGGGGUAUGCCGUGGUGACAAUUCAACAUGUCAGAGAAUAAAUGGUUCUUACAAUGUAACCGCAUACGGAUAUAACAGAGUUACCAAAAUACCUGCUGGAAGUAGCAACAUCGAUAUCAGACAACACGGCUGGUUUAAAUCCCAUUAUGAUGAUAAUUAUCUUGCUUUACGUCUCGGUGAACAUGGGGAGUAUAUACUAAAUGGAAAUUUCGUUAUAAUGCAUAAAAAGGUUGUAGUAUUUCCUGGUGUUACGAUUGAAUACAGUGGACCUAAAUCUAUCGUCGAAAGAUUGAAUAGUUCACGACCUAUUAGCACGGAUUUGAUUUUAGAAGUAUUAUCAGUUGAAAUGUUGCAUCCACCGCAGAUAACAUAUGAGUAUACCGUACCGAAAAAAAUAUUAAACAGUUACAAAUGGAUAUUGCGCGAAUGGUCACAAUGCAGUCGUAUGUGCCAAGGUACAAAAUAUCGUAAAGCUGAAUGUAGAAGUACCGAAAACGAGGACGUCGUAACUGACGAUUAUUGUCGUGCUGUUGAUAAUGGAAUAAAACCAAGAGAAGAAAGUCAAAUGUGUAAUAGUCAUUGUAUGUUACAAUGGCAAAUAACAUCAGAAUCAGAAUGUUCAAGUCAUUGCGGUCUAGGAACUCGCAUAGUUACAACUAGAUGCGAACAAAUUUUCUUGUAUUCCAAUCAUCCAGUACGUUCAUUACCUGACCAUUUGUGUUCUCAUUUGAAAAGACCUAACGAAUUGGAACCAUGUAAAGGUCCAUGUAAUGAUGUUCAUUGGAAAUAUAGCGAAUGGGGAGCAUGUAGUGUAACAUGUGGAGGUGGUAUUCAAUAUAGAAUGGCAACAUGUGUUGAUUCGAAUGAUAUACAAGUAUUAAACGAAACUUGUGCCGGUCAAAAAAAGAGAUUGAAAAAUAUCUGCGGUCAAGAAGCUUGUCCCAAAUGGACAUUCGGUGAAUGGAGCAAAUGCUCGGUAAGCUGUGGCAUUGGAGAACGUCAUAGAUCUUAUUGGUGUCACGUGGAAAAUCGUAUUGUCCCUCAUAGCAAUUGCAAUGGCACUUUACAACAAUUUUCAAUUAAAGAAAUUUGCGAUGCUGGGCCUUGUUACUCUUGGCAAGUUGCCGAUUGGAAUCCGUGUUCAGUAACCUGUGGAGAAGGAAUUAAAACGAGAAAAGUUAUUUGUAAAGGUACGGAUGGUUCAAUCGAUGACAAAUGUUUACCAUCGAAUAAACCGGAAAAUUGGACUUCCUGCGUAUUAAAACCAUGUAUUACAGGGACAAAUCAAAUAAUAUAUUCUAAUAUACCACACGAAGAAUCCUAUCCUCAGGAUAACGAAAUAGAUAGCAAUGGUAUUAGUUUCCAUCCAGUUAAUAAAUGGAUCACUGGGUCAUUUGGAAAGUGUUCGCAACCAUGCAACGGUGGAUUCAAGACAAGAACAGUAAAAUGUAUUUCAAUGGAAACAAACAUGUACAUUAAUGAAAAUCUUUGCAAUCCUGAUGAAAGACCAGAUAAUACGAUUACUUGUAAUCGUCAUCUAUGUCCGAUUUGGAACACUGGAGAUUGGAGUGAGUGUAGCGUUAAAUGUGGUAAUGGAAUCCAACGUCGACAAGUACGAUGUCAAAGUCCACGAGGAGGGGUUUUAAACGAUAAAGAAUGUUCAAGUAAUAGGAGACCAAAACCUAAAGAUACCAAACAAUGUCAUCAAUCUUGUCGAACGACUAACAAUCAAGGCAAUCAGAAUAAUCAUCAUCCAAAAGUUAGCAUCAUUCGUAGAUGGAAAAAGUCCAGUUGGUCUGCUUGUUCGAAAACGUGCGGCAGUGGAAUAAGAACACGAAGAAUAGAAUGCAUGAUGAGCAUAGGAAAGGAUGGAUUGGAAAGGUCAGUGAGCGAUGAACAAUGCACUAAACUAGCUGGCCUAAAAAAACCAAAAACUGAGAGACAAUGUCAACGUAAACCAUGCAAUUAUGGUUAUAUGUGGCAAGAGGGACCCUGGUCGGAGUGUUCGGCAGAAUGUGGGGAUGGUGUUAAACGACGUAAUAUAACAUGCCAUAAAGUUAAUCGUUACGGUUGGACUGAUCCAGAAAUAACUAAAGGUUGUUCAAUGAAUAAGAGACUUCAUACAGAAGAAACAUGUAAACUGCGUGAAUGUAAUGAUACAUAUAUUUGGAAAACUAGCGAUUGGAAAAAAUGCAGUCAACCGUGUGGCUUUAAAGGUAAACAAAUACGUAAAGUAUUUUGUGUCGACAGAAAUGGUAAUCCGGCAUCAAAAUGUCCAUUAAGUUUAAAACCUAAAUAUAAACGCAAUUGUAAUCAACGAAGAUGUCUUCCUCUCACCUGUAUUGAAGCAAAGAAACGUUUCUCGACUUCCAAGGAUGGAGAAUAUUCUUUAUUUAUUGGUGGAAAACUAAUGUCUAUUUAUUGCCACGAAAUGUCGACUUUCAAACCACGAGAAUAUUUAACAUUACCGGCUGGUGAUCGAGAUAAUUAUGCUGAAAUAUAUGAUAAGAGGCUACGAUAUCCAGAAACAUGUCCUUACGAUGGAGAAAGGAACGAUAGUUGUGAUUGUUUCACUCAUGGAAGAACAAUAUCAGGUGUAACAAUGUUCAAAAGAGUUCGUUUGGAUCCUAUCAAAUUAUAUAUUAUAGCUGACGAUUAUACAUUUUCUCGAACUAAAGGAUUAAAUCGAGUCGAAUUUGGUAAAGCAGGAGAUUGUUAUAGUACUCGUUAUUGUCCUCAAGGUCGUUUCAGCAUUAAUUUGAGUGGUACACAUUUAAGUUUGUCACGAGAAGUUUCUUGGACUAAUUCAACGUCUAGUAGUGUUCUCUCGAUCAAUAAAAUAAAUGAUCAACAAGUUAUUGGUAAAUGUGGCGGUGAUUGCGGAUUUUGUAUACCGAAGACAGGUUUGAAACUGGAUGUUUUACCACCUUAAUCGGUAAAAUAACACCGUUUGAUUCAGUUUCCAGGAAAAACUGGAGGGAUU
This is a messenger RNA of Polistes canadensis, 5351 nucleotides long. RefSeq names its product A disintegrin and metalloproteinase with thrombospondin motifs 9 (gene AdamTS-A). Gene Ontology annotation, molecular function: metalloendopeptidase activity; zinc ion binding. Gene Ontology annotation, cellular component: extracellular matrix. The record is from RefSeq and is a predicted model, not a curated record. The transcript is spliced from 28 exons. NCBI's taxonomy places the organism in Eukaryota, Metazoa, Arthropoda, Insecta, Hymenoptera, Vespidae. The annotation marks the transcript as partial. Gene Ontology annotation, biological process: extracellular matrix organization; proteolysis.